GCGGUCUUUCACAUAUGGCAUAGAUUCUUUUGAAACCACUGCUCUUGUACUGGGUCCCAGGGCAGGUGAGUGUGUUAGUUACAGCAGUUAUGGCUCUCCUGGAUGCAAAAGCCUGUUGUUUCAAAGCCAAAUAGUUUAAGGGCUCAUCUCUCCUGUGCAGGUUCCAAGGGUUGGGGUGCUUGAUAUGGGGCACAAACCCUUGCUCCACAGGCAGAAGCUCCAUAUUUGUGGGCUGUCUCCUGACUGUGAGUCACCACGCCAGGAGUGGGGUCUUAGCGAGACUGGGUCUUCUGCCUCUGGUACAGGACUUGAUGUGGCCCUUUUAUCCUUUCCUUGAAGGAGGUUCAGCUGGUUUUCAGAGCAAAUUGUUCCAUAUGUAGCUGUAAUGUGUCGUGUCUGGGAGGAGCUUCACCCAGAAAUACCCACCAGUGAAGUUUUUAUCCGAAAAGGAUCGUAAAAGAAUUUUGAUAACUGGAGGAGCGGGGUUCGUGGGCUCCCAUCUCACCGACAAACUCAUGAUGGACGGCCACGAGGUGACUGUGGUGGACAACUUCUUCACGGGCAGGAAGAGAAACGUGGAGCACUGGAUCGGCCACGAGAACUUUGAGCUGAUCAACCAUGAUGUGGUGGAGCCCCUCUACAUCGAAGUUGACCAGAUAUACCAUCUCGCCUCUCCAGCCUCCCCUCCUAACUACAUGUACAACCCCAUCAAGACGCUGAAGACCAAUACAAUCGGGACGCUGAACAUGCUGGGGCUGGCAAAGCGAGUCGGUGCACGUCUACUCCUGGCCUCCACCUCAGAGGUGUAUGGAGACCCUGAAGUCCACCCUCAAAAUGAGGAGUACUGGGGCCACGUGAAUCCAAUCGGCCCCCGAGCCUGCUACGAUGAAGGCAAACGCGUUGCAGAGACCAUGUGCUACGCCUACAUGAAGCAGGAGGGCGUAGAAGUGCGAGUGGCAAGGAUCUUCAACACCUUUGGGCCGCGCAUGCACAUGAAUGACGGUCGGGUCGUCAGCAACUUCAUCCUGCAGGCGCUUCAGGGGGAGCCACUCACGGUGUACGGAUCUGGGUCACAGACCAGGGCCUUCCAGUAUGUCAGUGACCUGGUGAACGGCCUGGUGUCCCUCAUGAACAGCAACGUCAGCAGCCCUGUCAACCUGGGGAACCCGGAGGAGCACACCAUUCUAGAGUUCGCUCAGUUGAUUAAGAGCCUUGUUGGUAGUGGAAGUGAAAUUCAGUUUCUCUCUGAGGCCCAGGAUGACCCACAGAAAAGAAAACCAGACAUCACAAAAGCAAAGCUGAUGCUUGGCUGGGAGCCUGUGGUGCCACUGGAAGAAGGUUUAAACAAAGCAAUUCACUACUUCCGGAAGGAACUCGAGUACCAGGCAAAUAAUCAGUACAUCCCCAAACCAAAGCCCGCAAGAAUAAAAAAGGGACGGACGCGCCACAGCUGAGCCCCUCGUUUGGGACUGUGACUCCCAGUUUCACACUGAUGGAUGUGUGCUGUCCUCUUUUUUAUUUUUUUCUUAAAGAGAGACUUAAACAGGUGUCAUGAAGAACAAACUGGAAUUUGAUUCUGAAGCUUGCUUUAAAGAAAUGGAUGUGCCUAAAAACUCCCCUCAAAAACCUGCAAUUUUGCCUUGCACUUUUUAAAUCUCUUUUUAUGUAAAAUAGCAUAGACGCAUCUCUGCGUAUUUUCAAGUUUUUUAUCUUGCUGUGAGAGCAAACGUCGUGACUGUCCUUGACAGUUUUAUUUACUGGUUUCUUUGUGAAGCUGAAAAGGAACAUUAAAUGGGGGUGAAAAUGCCGAUUUUAUUUAUAGACGUGGGACCUAAAAAAGAGGUAAUGCUAUGCAUAAAGAAAGAAGAACCUAACAGUGUUGUCGGGUGGGUGGCGCCCGGCAUUUUAUUCUUCGGUGGAUGAAAGAAUUCUGUCUGAGAGCUUUACGUUUCUUUCAGUUCAGAAUUUUUCCAAGGUCCGGUUUUGAGUUGCAAACAUGACUUUGAAAUAUUUCUGUUGGUUGUCAUGAUCAGGAUAUUUGAAAUCACUACUGUGUUGUGCUGCGUACUUGGGGUGGGGUGGGGUAGGGGACAAAGUUAAAGUAUUCUUGGUUAACAGUGGUUAAAUAUGCUAUUUUAAUAAAAUAUUGAAACUCAA
Miniopterus natalensis is the source of this 2157-nucleotide messenger RNA. The record is from RefSeq and is a predicted model, not a curated record. NCBI's taxonomy places the organism in Eukaryota, Metazoa, Chordata, Mammalia, Chiroptera, Miniopteridae.